Gossypium arboreum is the source of this 1558-nucleotide messenger RNA. RefSeq lists its product as uncharacterized. The transcript is spliced from 3 exons. NCBI's taxonomy places the organism in Eukaryota, Viridiplantae, Streptophyta, Magnoliopsida, Malvales, Malvaceae. The record is from RefSeq and is a predicted model, not a curated record. The coding region runs from base 233 to 1324 and encodes 363 amino acids.
GUGAUGUUGAAGUUGAAUAUGCUCGCGCGCAUUGCGAGAAAGUUAUGUUGAAUGCUUGCGAGUGAAAAUAUAAGAGGGGAAAUUUAUCUCAUCCAUCAACAUUCUUUUUAUCAUAUUGUAUUGUUUGGUGGUCUCUACAAACCUGAAUUUUCAUCUCCUUCGAUUCACUUUGCACUUUCUUCCUCUUGCAAUAAUCAAGCAAUUUUUGCCUUGAUUUCGGUUUGAACCAUCAAUGGCGGAAGAAACUGGGUUCACCUCGGGCGACAAAUUGAAAUCCCUUAUUCUCUCUGAAAUGUGGCUGCUUGUCCAAGAUGACUUCGACGUCACCGUCUCUGCAACCAUAGUUAUGCUUCCUGACGCCGAAGAGCGAUCUGCGAUCAGCAAUUUGACAGCUUGGCUUGAAAAGCUGAACGAUGCACUUCACGAUGCCGAUGACUUUCUCGAUGAGUUAUCUUUCGAUGUUUUGAGAAGGCUUCUCUUUCCCUGGUCAAGGGCAAACAAUUAUGGUUACCUUUCCAAAAUGAGCUCUCAAAUUCAGGUCAUUAAGAACAGGUUAACUUCCCCUGAAAGGGUGUUCGACAUGUUAAACUUUUUCGAUCACCUCCUCGUUAAAAUCCCUUUAAUGGCUGCAAAGAGCACAACUUUGGUAGCAGGUUGUCCGACUAGGAUGAAGACGACGGAAAAGAACGGAAGCAAGAAAAGAAAUCUGAGCUUUGUUUCCGAUGACUUAUUGAGACAAGAAAGAAAAGGAAUAAGGAAACCGGGGGAGCUCCGACACCGACUAGAAUCAUUAACAAAAAAUGAAGAAGAGUUUAUCAAGUCAUCCGUGCCAGAAAUAGUGGAAAUUUACGAUGAUCUAACCAAAAGUGGGAUAAAUAAUGUAAAGGUUACUGCAACCAAUGAUCUAACUCGUGAAGGAGUACAAUCUAAAUUCCGUGAUUUGGAAAACCAACUUUAUGACAAAAGCAACGACAAAGUGGAAUGCAAAGAUUUUCCAGGCUUGGAACAGGCAUUGAAGAACACUGCUUGGGGGGAAAUUCCAGAGUACCUCGAAUCCAUUGCAAUCCAAAUCGAAAAAGAUCGUGGAAAAACUACUGAUGUUUUUCAUAUCGCCAUUCAAAUUUUGGUCUGCGCUGCGAUCAAAGAGAUGAAAGAUUUCUCGGUUGGGGAUUUGGAUUGGGAUACCUUGAAAAAGUGGGGCGCCACACUUAAUUACGCUGAGAAAUUUGGUUUUCAAGUGAGAUUUGCUGAUAACCUGUUGAAGAAGAAUUUGCUAGCCUAUUUUGCUGUUCAAAAUCUUCCCAAAUCGACUGCAAAAAAAUAGCUUCGCAGAAUCAAAUGGUUGUGUUGUUGGCGUUGGCGGCGGCGGCGGCGGCGGCGGCGGCGGCGGCGUCGGCUAGCUGCAAUGUCUACAGUAGUUUUGGCUUUGAUGUAUUUGUCCUUAGACUUUGGAUUUCUAUAUGAAGUUUAUUUUGAGAUUAAUUUUAUGUUUGUUAAACAAAAAGUUAAGCGCCUAAUAAAUUAAGGAUUGAAUUUAAGAUUAAAUUUAAGUUAUAAA